CCUUGAACACAUAAGAGACCUUUCUGGAGAGAGAGAGAGAGACACACACACACACACACAGCUCCACUGAGAAGUUAAUCUGGCUGCUGUUGAGGGUAUUCUUCAGAAAACAAGAAAAAAAUGGCUCGCUCUUUCUCCAACGCUAAGCUUUUCUCUGCUUUUGUCUUCGACGGAAUCUCUAGCGCUCUCUAUAGACGAGGAUACGCGGCGGCAUCACGGGGAGCUGUGUCGAACGUGGCAAGAGGAACAGGAACAAGAAGUGGGGCGAUGAUGAAGAAGUCAGGAGAAGAGAUGGCGGGAUCCAAUGAGAAGGUGUCAUGGGUCCCAGACCCCGUUACCGGUUACUACAGGCCUGAGAAUGGUGCCAAAGAUAUCGACGUGGCGGACCUACGGGCCUUGCUCUUGAAGAACAAGAACUAAAAAUCAUGUUUCAACAAAGGAAUGGGUUUGAUGGUUAGUCCCAAGAACUGUCGAGGUGCCCUGAAAAUUUCAUCAUCUCUGUUGGAAAUUGUUGUCCUCUGUUUACAAGAAGAAUUAGUGAUUGUAAUAAUCCCUUGGUUGAUUUUUAAUUGAUAUAGGAAUGAAAUUAAACAUAUUUUAAUGCAA
Mangifera indica (mango) is the source of this 606-nucleotide messenger RNA. Its product is annotated as protein SENESCENCE-ASSOCIATED GENE 21, mitochondrial-like. Gene Ontology annotation, biological process: response to stress. Lineage: Eukaryota; Viridiplantae; Streptophyta; Magnoliopsida; Sapindales; Anacardiaceae. Gene Ontology annotation, cellular component: mitochondrion. The coding region runs from base 121 to 420 and encodes 99 amino acids. The transcript is spliced from 2 exons. The record is from RefSeq and is a predicted model, not a curated record.